Messenger RNA from Ordospora colligata OC4, 2151 nucleotides. RefSeq names its product MutS-like mismatch repair ATPase. The record is from RefSeq and is a predicted model, not a curated record. The transcript has a single exon. Gene Ontology annotation, molecular function: ATP binding; ATP-dependent DNA damage sensor activity; mismatched DNA binding. Lineage: Eukaryota; Fungi; Microsporidia; Ordosporidae. Gene Ontology annotation, cellular component: nucleus; MutSalpha complex. The coding region runs from base 1 to 2151 and encodes 716 amino acids. Gene Ontology annotation, biological process: mitotic recombination; mismatch repair.
AUGAGUGAUGAUUUUGUAAGAUUCUACAAGUCUUUGGAUGGCAAUAAGUUUAAGGUGUUUGUAAAAGGAGAGUGGUACUGUGUGUUUGAAGACGACAUCAAGCAUGUUACAAACCAUAGCCAUGAAGAUAUUGUCAGAAGAGAUGGCAUGGAUGAGCUAAGGAUGACAAAAGGAGAAGCAGAGGAGGUGAUGAAGGCGUUGCUUACGAGAAGAAGUGGAGGAGUGGCUGUUCAGGAGUAUAAUGGAUGUAAGCUUGUAAGAGAAGGUUAUCCUGGCAAUUGGCAUGACUUUACAGACAUGCUUCUUGAUAGUAGACAGGCACCUUCGGUUGCAGCAGUGAGGAUUACAGAGUGUGUGGAGAUUAGUUUUGUUGGCAGUUGUGAAUCCACGAUGUAUACAUGCACAUUCAAGGAUGAUGAUAUGUUUACUAGCCUCUAUGGGAUCCUGAAUGAGGAGAACAUUAUGGAAGUGGUUUGUGACACAACAAGGACAGAAGAGCUUCUAAAUAGGUAUGGAGUACCGAGUAACUUGAGAAAGUAUAAUGGAAGCACAACAAGGAUGCUGUGUGAGUAUUUAAAGAUUGAUGAAGAAAGAUACGAGCAUAAGGAGUAUGUUAGGCAAUUUGUAUGCCGAGUAGAUAGGAAUGUGUUAAUUACAUUGAAUGUGCUGAAGGAAGACGAGCAUUGUGUGUUUAGUACGUUUUCAUGUUUUACCAAUCAAGGCCGUAGGCAUCUGCAGAAGAUGUUUUUGCAACCUUUAGUUGAUAUUAAUGCGAUUGAGAAGAGGCUUGAUAUUGUAGAAGCAUUAAUGAAAGUUGACCUACAAGAAUUGAAAGGAUUUCCUGAUCUCCAGAGACACAUAGGAAGGAUUUGGAAUGGAAGAAUAAACCUAAAGGAGAUUCUCAGGCUAAUUGAAGCAAUCCGACGUAUUCCUGUGAUUGUGAAGAUUCUUGAAUCGUCGGUAUGCCUUAGAGAGGCGUUUGCAUCCACUCUUGAGUCAACUUGCCAACACUUUAAUUUAUUUCUAGACGAGGCCAACAAGAUAAUUGAUGUGUAUUCGGAAGAUGAGAGUGGAUACGCAAUCAGACCUGAGUUUUCAGAUAAGCUUGGUGAGCUCAGGUGUCAGCUUGAUGAGAUCGAUAGGGAGAUAUAUACAGAAUAUGAAAGAGUUUAUAGAGUAUAUCCACAGGCAAGAUAUGAUGCAAGUACAGGAGUAUUUAAGAGUACACGAGGAGAAUAUCAAAAGAACCAGGAUGUUUUUAAGAAAGAAGGAUUUCUUGAGCUCAGCCUUACGAAGGGAGGUAUUUCGUUUACUACACGAAUGUUAUCUUGCAUGAAUGAAAGGAAAGGGUGUAUCAAAGCAGAGAUAGACAGAGAAGAAGAAGUAGUGCUUGGAAAGCUUAGGAUGCUGAUCAGGAAGUUUCUACCUGAUAUCGAAUGCAUCAAUCAUUUGGUUGCACAGAUUGAUGUGUUGAAUGCAUUUUCUAUCAAAGCGAGUGUUGCAGGAUAUGCAAGGCCAGUAUUUAAUAAUGAACGAUUUGAGAUACGCAAUGGAUUUCAUCCUGUGCUUGAAGAUAGAAGCUGCAUACGGAACACAGUUAGUAUGAGCGAGAAGAGAAUGUGUGUAGUAACAGGCCCGAAUAUGGGAGGAAAGAGCACAUUCAUAAAGACAUGUGGUGUUAUCGCUCUGAUGGCGCAGAUUGGAUGUUACAUACCUGCAGAGUAUGGAAUGCUUCCGAUAUUUGAUGGGAUAUAUGUGAGGACAGGUGCCAGUGAUUGCGCUUUUAUAGGUGCAUCAACAUUCAUGGCUGAGAUGGUGGAUAUAGCAAGGAUCUGCCACCUGAGCACACAGAAUUCGCUGAUUAUUAUUGAUGAGCUUGGAAGAGGAACAAGCGCAAUAGAUGGGCUGAGCAUUGCACAGGCAGUGAAGGAGCAUAUUGUGGAUAAAGGAUCACUGUGUUUCUGUGCAACACACUUUCCUGAGCUUUGCGGAGAUGAUGUUGUUAACAAGCGAGUCAAAAGCGAAGGCACACUCCUUAUGUAUGAAGUUAUUGAUGGUGUUUGUGAUACAAGCUUUGGAAUUAUGGUUGCAGAAAAGGCAGGUUUUCCAAGGGAUGUGGUUCAAAUGGCCAAAGCAUACAUGGACAUGUAA